CGAUGCCCCAAGUCCCCGCUGUCCGCGCCUGGCCGCUUCUGCUCUCGCUGGCCGUUCAGCUCGGCUCAGCCGCUGGCGCUCCCCAGCCCUGGCGCUGCGCGCCCUGCUCCGCCGAGAGGCUGGCGCUCUGCCCUCCCGUGCCCGCCUCGUGCCCGGAGCUCACCCGGCCCGCCGGCUGCGGCUGUUGCCCCACGUGCGCCCUGCCACUGGACGCCGCAUGCGGCGUGGCCACUGCGCGCUGCGCCCAUGGGCUCAGCUGCCGCGCCCUGCCCGGGGAGCCUCGGCCCCUGUACGCCCUCACCCGCGGCCAGGGCGCCUGCAUGCCCGCGCCCAGCGCCGAGGCCACAGAGGGAAAGGACCCUGCCACCCUAGAGAACAUGUCCCCUGAGAGCUCAGAGAUGACCCAGGAGCAGCUUCUGGACAAUUUCCACCUGAUGGCUGAGUCCAGUGAGGACCUGCCCAUCCUCUGGAACGCCAUCAAUAAUUAUGAGAGCAUGAGGGCUCUGGAGAUCACCGACAUCAAAAAGCAGAAGGAGCCCUGCCAGCGAGAACUCUACAAAGUGCUGGACAGAUUAGCCAGGGAGCAGCAGAAGGCAGGAGAAAAACUUUACAAAUUUUAUCUGCCAAACUGCAACAAGAAUGGAUUCUAUCACAGCAAACAGUGCGAGACAUCCCUGGAAGGAGAGCCUGGGCUCUGCUGGUGUGUCUACCCUUGGAGCGGAAAGAAGGUCCUGGGGUCCGUGGCAACCAGAGGGAACCCCAAAUGCCAUCAGUAUUUUAACUUACGGAACUGAAAACAGAUGCAAUGUGAUCUAUUCCUUCACAUGAA
Lipotes vexillifer (Yangtze River dolphin) is the source of this 829-nucleotide messenger RNA. It is a transcript of the gene IGFBP1, whose product is annotated as insulin like growth factor binding protein 1. Lineage: Eukaryota; Metazoa; Chordata; Mammalia; Artiodactyla; Lipotidae. The record is from RefSeq and is a predicted model, not a curated record. Gene Ontology annotation, biological process: regulation of insulin-like growth factor receptor signaling pathway. Gene Ontology annotation, cellular component: extracellular region. Gene Ontology annotation, molecular function: insulin-like growth factor I binding; insulin-like growth factor II binding. The transcript has 4 exons. The coding region runs from base 3 to 794 and encodes 263 amino acids.